AUGGCACCUCAAGAUACCUACCUCGAUGAUGAGGAGGAGACCUGUCCUCUCUGCAUCGAAGAGUUCGAUCUUUCGGACAAGAACUUUCGGCCUUGUCCGUGUGGUUACCAGGUGUGCCAGUUCUGUUUCCACAACAUCAAGUCGAACAUGAAUGGUCUCUGCCCUGCCUGCCGCCGACCUUACGACGAGAAGACAAUACAGUACAAGGCCGUCACUGCUGAAGAGCAAGCAGAGUUUCGUGCCAACCUCCAAAAGUCUCGAAAGAAGCGCGCCGAACUGCAGGGCCAGAGGGAAGUCCAGAAACGCGAGUCCGAGAAAGAUGCACGCAAGAACCUUGUCGGCAUCCGUGUCGUCCAGAAAAACCUGGUCUACGUGACCGGUCUGACACCCACGGUCAAGGAAGACGAGCUGCUCAAGACCCUCCGACGUCCUGAGUUCUUUGGCCAGUACGGCAACAUCCAGAAGAUAUCCAUCAGCAACCGAAAAAAUCAGGAAGGCCAAAAUCAAUCCCUGGGCAUCUACGUUACCUUUGAAAAGAAGGAGGAUGCGCAGCGCUGCAUCCAAGCAGUCAACGGCUCGCAGAACGGCGAUCGCAUUCUCAAGGCGCAACUGGGCACGACCAAAUACUGCUCCGCCUGGUUGAGACAUGAGCAGUGCACCAACCGUCAGUGCAUGUUCCUGCAUGAGCUCGGUGAAGAGGAGGACAGCUAUACGAGGCAGGACCUUUCGUCCCUGAACAGCAUGCAGACGCACCGUACCGGUGGCAACGCAGGGCCAUCGUCAAGAUCUGCAUCCCGACAACAAGGAGCCCAACCCCAGGCCCAAGUCCAAUCCCAGUCGUAUUUGCCCUCUCAACCCAUGGCCCGCACCUCUAGCAAGGAGGGCUCCGAUGCGGGAGAGGGUCCUGCCCUUCCCGCCUCUGCAAACUGGGCCCGCAAUCCACAACAACGCAGCCGGCGCGGCAGUCAUGCCACUAGUGGUGCAGCAUCAAGCCCGGCCGUUUCCAUGUCUUUGCCGGUGACAACUGAAGCAACGGAGGAGGCCGUCGAGGUCCUGCCUCAAGAGGAGGCUCCCGGCCCCGAGGAAGCUCCCCCAGCUGAGAUUGCGACCAACACAGCGGCCCUCGAGGCCCCCAAACCGGAACAGCACCCUGCCGACAUCGCGUUGAGGGAGAUGCUUCGAAUUUUGGGCGCCGGCGAAUUGAGGCUGAGACCUAUCAGCCCUGACAAUAGCUGCCCUCCCUUGUUCGAUCCACGAGGUGGUGAGAAGCGCCGGGCGAUGCGAGAGGAGGAGGAACGACGCCUCGACGGAGAGCAAGACGAGCAGGGAGAGCCUAUGGACCUGUCAGAGGGUGAGCCUGAGAGCGGCAGUCUAGCAUUAGGCGGAGAGCCCGAGGAUCGCGAUCACGGUCGUGAGGUGCAGGCCUUCGAGCAACGUCGUGUCAUCGCCCAGCCACCCAUCUCGCGAUCCAGUACUGAUGGACUUUACGGGCCAGGCAUUGCUUCUGGGUUCAGUCAGCAAGGCGCACCCGGCGUCGCGGCGGCUCUCGGCAAUCGCACCCUGACUCCACAGCAACAGGCUUACCUGCGUCCGCAGCGCAGCUUCACCGACAGCCUGCCUCCUGGUAUCACUCCCUCUCCGUCAUCGCUUUUCCAGGGUCAGGGACACAGCCGCCAGACUUCUCGUUUUAACUUCGGCUCAGACACGCAGACAUCUGCUGCCAACACCUUGAAGAUGGCGACGAACCCUCGUCUCAUGGCUCAACAGGCCUCCAACCCCGCCUUUCACUCUCAGCCUACCGGUCCGUACUAUUCUUCCAUGCCUGGCCCUCCACCAGGGCUCAAGUCUACCGGCACGCCGCCCAACAUGUUUGGUCAGGGCGGAUCGUUUGGAAACUCGGGGUUCGGUGCCAAGGACAACAAUGAGGUCUUGCAAAACUUGAUCCGCGGACGGACUGCUGGCGUCGGCCAGGCUCAUGAUGCUAGCAAGCGUGAGUUUAUGUUCCCUACCUUUCCCUACCACCAGUACCCACCCUCCACCUCCUCCACCCCAGCUCCUGCUACCGCCGGCCUCAUGGCAGCGCUCUAUCCCAAUGGAGCCCACCAAGAUAUCGGUGCCAAGCAGAAGAAGAAGGGGAAGAAGCACAGGCACGCUAACACUUCCUCCUCUGGGGGAGGUGGCUUAGUUGAUCUUGCGGACCCGAGUAUACUGCAGGCGAGAAUCCAGCACCAUCAACAGAGCAAUGCCGGAGUCGGUUCGGCGGGACUGUUCGGUGGCCAGGCUUCAGGUGGGUACAACCCAAAUGUGUUGUACAACAACACGACACAGUACCGCGGGUGGUAG
Messenger RNA from Cryphonectria parasitica EP155, 2343 nucleotides. RefSeq lists its product as uncharacterized. Gene Ontology annotation, biological process: protein ubiquitination. Bases 1 to 2343 code for a protein of 780 amino acids. Lineage: Eukaryota; Fungi; Ascomycota; Sordariomycetes; Diaporthales; Cryphonectriaceae. The record is from RefSeq and is a predicted model, not a curated record. Gene Ontology annotation, molecular function: ubiquitin-protein transferase activity; RNA binding. The transcript has 3 exons. Gene Ontology annotation, cellular component: CCR4-NOT complex.